This is a messenger RNA of Trichoderma atroviride IMI 206040, 450 nucleotides long. RefSeq lists its product as uncharacterized. The record is from RefSeq and is a predicted model, not a curated record. Gene Ontology annotation, biological process: regulation of transcription by RNA polymerase II. Gene Ontology annotation, cellular component: mediator complex. Gene Ontology annotation, molecular function: transcription coregulator activity. NCBI's taxonomy places the organism in Eukaryota, Fungi, Ascomycota, Sordariomycetes, Hypocreales, Hypocreaceae.
AUAGACACCCACAACCGUCUCAUCGCCGACAUCCUCACCCGCUACCGCACCCUCAUGAUGCUCGCCACCGUCCAGGCCGAGCAGGACCGCAACAACGCCAACCCCGAAGCCAUGGCCGUCACCGGCAUAUCCAUCAAGAUGGAAUUCGAUGGCUUAUACACCUCCAUCAAGGAAUUCCUCACCCUCUCCCGCAAAAUCAAGGAACUCUGGAUCUUCGGCCCCCUCGGCACCGAAGACCAGAACCGAAAGGCCAAAGAGGAGCAGCUCGACCAGGACGUCAACCGAGUGUCUGAACUUCUUAACCAGAUGGAAGCCUCCAAGAUGAAGAACCUGGCCGAGAGCAACGGCGGCACGUGGCAGCCGCUUGUGCGGGAAGAAAUGGAGGGUAUGAUUGCGGCGGCUACUUCUGCUGCGGCCGCUACAUCCACAGCACCCGCUGCUACGGCUGGU